AUGAGCGAUGAUGCUCUCAACUCCACUCUUUACUAUGAGAUUCAAAAAGUCAGCGAAUUGCAGAAUUUGGUGGAGAUUUGUGUGUUGGCAAUGCUGGGCACAGUUGGCUUAUGUUUUGGCUUUAUGGGAAUCUAUGUUGUUGAGACGAAUCCUUACUUGAAAGACCUGGGCCCUGGUCCUGCUCCACUAAAAGCCCUUGGACUUGCCGUAGGCUUGGCCGCC
This is a messenger RNA of Mesorhabditis belari, 222 nucleotides long. The record is from the annotation of a GenBank genome assembly. NCBI's taxonomy places the organism in Eukaryota, Metazoa, Nematoda, Chromadorea, Rhabditida, Rhabditidae.